UGUGGCAACAGAAUGUUGUCGGGUUACAAAACUAAAAGCAACGUCAAGGACUCUUACAAAAUUCUUGAACUUGAGGAAGGAUGUUCCCUUGAUGAUGUCAGAAACUCGUACCGAACGCUUGCCAAAAAAUACCAUCCAGACAGCGGUUCUGCCACAGCUGAUUCUGAAGCAUUCGUGAAAGUAGAAGAGGCAUACAGAGUGGUGCUCAGUGAUGUGGCAACCAAAAAGAAAUCAAACGAGAAUAAUGAAGAGGAGGAAGAUCAGUUCAAAUCAAAAGCACCACAGCAUAGACACUACUUGAGUUUUGAAGGUGUCGGUUUUGGAACACCAAGCCAAAGAGAAAAGCAAUACAUGCAGUUUCGAGUAGACCGUGCUACCGAACAAGUAUUGGAGUACCGGAAGCAGAGACUUGAGAGCCAGUAUGCUGCGACUGACUUAAUGAAAGCCAAAGACGUGAAGGAAAGCAAAAAGGUGAAGAUAACUCAGGCAGUUGAACGGUUGGUUGAGGACCUCAUCCAGGAAUCAAUGGCGAAGGGAGACUUUGAUAACCUCAGUGGCAAAGGAAAACCUUUGCAGAAGUUUUCAGACUGUCCGCAUAUCGACCCUAUGACUCACAACUUGAACAGGAUUCUGAUAGACAAUGGGUACCAGCCAGAGUGGAUUCUGCUGCAGAAAGAAAUACGGGAAACCAUUGAGCGGUUAAGGAAGAGUAUAGUGGUGUCUAGAAGUAAUCUCGGAGGGCCAAUGACACCGUACAGGCAAAAGCAAUGGAAUCGUAUUUGUGAGCAAUUCGUAGAAGAUAUCAGGAAAUUAAACAAAAGAAUCGACAACUUCAAUUUGGUUGUUCCUAUUCUGAGCAGACAAAUGGUGCACUUCAGUGCAGAUAAAGAACUUGUUCGAGCACAAAAGACUUAUGAAACUUUGAUGGAAAACAAAGAGGCUUCUAAUUCAGACACAAAGGAAAAUGAAGAGGAAAAUGUUAAACGGUUUGGGUGGAAGUCUUCUCUGUUUAAGUGGUUAAACCUUACUUUGAAAUAA
Molecule: messenger RNA, 1038 nt
Organism: Tauraco erythrolophus (red-crested turaco)
Lineage: Eukaryota; Metazoa; Chordata; Aves; Musophagiformes; Musophagidae
Source: RefSeq, a predicted model, not a curated record